AGGCAAAUCUGGUAACUCAAUAUUUUGUAAUUUAAAAUGUUUCCAAAAUCGACAACAUUUUUCUCGAUUUCGGAAACAAUGUUGUCGAUUUUGAAAACAUUUCCUGAGCAAUUCUCUACGAAAUCAGCCGAUUUCGACGAUUUUUAUUUUUUGUAUUUUUUUUUAUUUGGCUCAAACUUUGUUGGGGUCUUCCCUAUGAUCAGAGAAGCUAUUUUAUGUCAUUGGUUCACCCAUACAAAUUUGACUGCUGUCCAUACAAAAAAGAUACGUAUUCAAACAUCUGUGACUUUUGAGUGAAUUUUCUGAUCAAUUUGGUGUCUUGGGCAAAGUUGUAGGUAUUGUUGAGGACUAUUGAGAAAAAAUAGGUACACGGAAAACAAAUUGGUCGACUUCACACAUGAGGUCUGCACAGCUGAUUCCACGUAGAUUUUUCCCGCCAGUAAUGACAGGAAACGUUGACAAACGGAAUAUGUGCCAAAAUCAUAAGUGGUUUUUAACAUAUGAAGGGAAAUCAUCGUGAACUGGAACUGCCGGUCGUUAGCCCGGGUAAAGUGGAAACGUUGAGAUGAUUGUUGUCCUCUGCUCUCAUCUCGCAAAAAGCCAUACAGAGAACCACGUCCCAUUCAACCGGCUCCGUGGCUUAAUGGUUACGGCUUCUGUCUCCCAAGCAGAAGGUUCAGGGAUCAAAUCCCGGUCGGUACCUUUGAAAUUUGGAAUCAGGAAUUUGAAUAUGAAUAAAAACUAAAAUGAAUCAGGUGGGAUUCGAACUCACACCUUUGGAUUGGUGGUGGUCUGGAACGCUAAGCAGUCGGCCAUCAGAAGGUUUACACUCUAGCAGUGAAUUGAUCCGUAGUGUUGAAACAUGUUAUCUCUUCUUCUUAUAUUAUUAAAUACGCGCUGAUCCCUGAUUUGCCUGAGGGGAUUGGAAGUCUAAAUAUAGAUCGAGUUUCCUUCAGAUGCUUGCUUCUAUGUUUAGGCGGGGCCGAACAAUGCCCAGCGACCUCGGAAUUGGACCGCAAGGAGCUCUGUCAUUCUGAAAUGGGUCGUUGGAAGCAGCGUGAGGGCUAUCACCACCUAAUACCCGGGACUGAGAUAAGCUGUAUCAGCAUUCGGCAUAUACAAAGUCUGAUACAAACUAUACUUUCCCAUAAUUUCGCUACCGGUUAGCGGGUAUUGGAUUGGACCACACACACACACACACGGAAAACAAAUUGGUCGACUUUCAAAUUAACUUUUUUUUUCACAGAAACUCAAUUUUAUUUCACAUUUUUUUUUAUUUUUGAGAUUUUUUAUAUGUUGAAGGAGACAAAAACCCGCACCUUUUGAGCCAUAGUGAAGUAAGGUCAAAAAAUCUGUCGUCAUGUUAGGCCGAUGCAAAUAUUUUUAAAAGUUUUUAUCCCUCGGCUCUGGCCGGAGUCGAGGGGGGGGGGGGGCAAAAAAAUAAAAAAAUAUUAAUAUUAAAAAAACAUGCCAUAGUUUCAACAUUUGCAUGGAAAAAGUGUUUUAAAAUGUAUUUUACACUAGCUCAGUUGUUUUGCAAUAAAAGUUAUCAAAAAUUUAAAAUUUGACGAAAACAAAAAUUUUAGCGAUAGUAGACAUCGAAAAUUUUCAAAAAUUCAAAAGAUUUUUAAAUCAACCCAAACAUGCUAAAAAUGAUUCUAAACGCAGGGGAUUUCAUUUUAAAUUGAUUUUAACUAAUUACACUUGAAUUUUCAUAAAAAUAUUGAAGUUUUUGGAAAAAAAAAUUUUUGCCCCCCGAUUUUGCGGUCCAACUUAGAAUUAAAAUAAAAAAAAAGAUUUGUACCAGCCUUAUGAUUUUUUGAAAAAUUUUGAUUUUUGGAGAAAAUCAAAAUUCCAUGCAAAAACAUUUUUUUUAAAUUGAAAUUGAAUUUGAAGUCGAAAAGUACUUCACAGAUUUUUUGAUAUAGGGGCCCUGUAGUCAUGAUAUUAUUUAGAAUAUAAUUUAAAUUUCAAAAAAUCAAACUAUUUUAAUUGCGUUUUAAUAUGUUAAAUUCUAUGUAUGUUAUGUUUUUCAUAAUAUUUGGAAAAUUAAUAGCAAUAAAAUAUAUAUUAUUAUCAAAAAAAAAUGAUUUCAGAUUAUUUCAUAUUAAAAAAAAGUCCAACAUUGUUAAAAAUUGUUAUGGAAAAUUCAUUUUUAAUUUUGUAUUAAAAUUUCAAUCACAUUUUCUAAAUAUUGAUUCACUUUUAAAUUUAAUAGUUAAAACAUUCGCAAAAGAACCCAAUUAUCAACGUUGGUACUCUUAAAAAAAUUUCUCAAUUUAGGUUAACUCCAUGCAUUAAACUAUUAAUUUGCAUGAAAGAUGCUGUGGAUUCGAGGGAAACCUUAAAAAAUAGCAGAAAUUUUGUUACAUAAAACUUGAAAGGAUCUCUUGAAUUGAUUAGUAUUUUCAGUAUAAAUUCAUCCAACAAAUGAUCAAAUUUUAUUUAAACAUUAGGAUCGAGCUGAUUAUUGUUUCACUAGUUAGUUUGAGUUCUCGAGUGGCCCCAGUGUUGAUUUUUUUCAAAAGAUAUCACGCUCAACUUCUUUUUUAAAAAAAUACUAUCAUAUUUUGGGUGCAAUCUGGUUUCUUUAAAUUUUCUGUGUACUAUACAGCCGGUUAAUAGCAUUAACCAAAUUUCAGUGAAAAAAAGAAUAGUUACAUACCUUAUGUAUUAAGUUUAUUUUUUGCAAAAAUAAUACUCAUCUCAUCAUUUUGGUUCAGAAUUCAUGAUUUGGCGACUUACCUGAAAGGAGAAGAAAAUGUUUAUUAAUUUAGUUGGUUUCAACAUUUUAGCUGAAUUUAAGUUUAGACAAACAUAAAUGAUAUCCAAAUUGUCAAAUAUAAUCUUAUAUCUCAAGGUUGUAUAUAAACAGGUACACUAACGCUCAUGGCUUGUGCUUUUUCAUUUCAGAAUUAAAAAUUUACAAGUCAUGUCUGUCAUUUGAACAAAACCCAUCCCAAAGUGCUUCCCAGAUUGAGUUACCAAAUUCAACCCCGAAAAAAAAAAUGGAAACCAAACCUCACCCUUCAAACCUGACUCAUCCCUCUUUAAUCCAACAAAAGCAGGAAGCCCCACUCUUCCAAUUAACUCUGACAUUUCCGGUGGCCACCGGUCCAAACCUUCAUCAAAUCCAGUCCAAAACCCUAACCCAGCAGCCGGCAACCCAAGCGAUGACCUAUCUCAACAUUCCAAACAUUUGCCCCACGAGCCCGCACUGCCGUCGUCUUGAACUCUUGGACGACCCUUUCGCAACGAUUCUCCGUCGGAGCAGCAGUCAGGUUCCCAAGCCACGGGGUCAACCCAAGACUCACUUUCAACCGCCGCGAAGAUCGGCAGCAGCUCAGCGCUCAGCUGCGGGGACUUUCUCUCACGCUCUGGGAGAAAUUUUGCGGCGCGGAGAAAGAGCGCCAUAGAUCUCUCCGCGUGGUCUGUGGGGGUUGCUUUGGGGGUUUGCCUUUGCGAGAUCUUGGAAAUUUGGCCGCACACCAAGCGAUCAGUCUGGCCGUGGCCACCGAGAUGUGCGAGUUGUGAAGUUGAUCUUUUUGGAAAUUUUGGUUGUUUGUUUUCCUUUUUUUUGGUGCGAGAUUGCGCGGGAGGUGAUCUUGACUUGAAACGAUUCUUGGGAUUCGUUUUGAACGCGUGAGAGAUUGCUGAAGGAUGGAAAAAGGACUCGUCUACCUGCGUUCUGGCUGGACCUGAAGGGUUUCCAAGGGCGCUGAAGAAGAAGAACCGGUGAUCCUGAUUCGGUGAAGAAGGGAUAGUGCCGGUUGACUGCAGGUUGGCUUUGUUGCGUGAUGGGAUAUUGAAGGAACGUCAAAGAAUACAACACAGAGGAAAAGAGUUUGGUCCAUUUAUGUGAUUUUUGGGAAGAGAAAAAAGAACCCAAAUCAAAGAAGAAGAAGGAACCCAAAAAAGGUGAUUCUUUUGAACAACGUAGAAAUAGAUUACUAUGCACUGAUAUCAUAGUACCUUCAUCUAUGCUCGUAUGCUCGAUCUUCUUCAAAACGUUCUGUCUGUGUGUCCGCGCGUUCUUCCCAAAAGUGUCUGUGUGUGGAAAAAAUGGAUGCUGGCGGAGGUGGUCCGAGGUUCGGUAGCAUCCGUGCCCUUCAGUUAAGGUCCAGAACUGGCGAGGUGUGCUCCGACCUGGCCCGCGAGAUGUCGAUCGUGAAGUCGUGAGAUCCCACAGUGUUGAGUGUGCUCAAGUGACCAAAUCCGUGUGAAACCCCUUACCUCAAGAUUACGCCAAAAAGUCGGUAGUCCUUAAGAAGUGCAGUGAAAGUCCGCCCAGCAAAAAGUUGAAAGUGAAUUACCUAACCUCAAAAUCGCAACCAAAAAAAAAAAGAAGAAGUUAUCGCGCACCCUCAAGGAUAAACCCCAACCCAUUUUUUUGCUGUUCCAACUCGCCAUUUGUGUUGUUCUUCGACCGAGAGAGUCCGGACGACGGCGACGACGGGCUUCGGCGACCGUCAACCGUUUGGAGAAAAUCGUAAAAAUGAAGAACGUUUGGCGAAUUUUCCUGCUGCUGAUGAUACUGAAUGAUUUGAGUUUAAUUAGUUCCGAGCCGCAGUAUCAGCAGCAGCAACCACAACCACAAGUCGGCAACUACAACAAUAACAACAACAACAAUAAUGUCAACAACAAUAACAUCCAGAACAACAACAACAACAACAUACCAUCGGGGAGUGGUCAGCCAUACCAGCAGUACCGACAACCUCCACCCCCUCCAACGACCGCAGCGCCAUCCUUCUUUCAGCGGCUGUCAAAUUGGUUCUACUUCUUCGGCGAUGACAGCAGCGACCGGCGACCUCCUCCGCCGAGAAGGGCUCCGCCACCACCUCCGCCGCCUCCUCAGAAUCCUCCGCUGCAGCAACCGCAGCAAAACUUCCCCAAUCAACCGGUUCAGAACGGGUUCCAGAACCAACCGGUUCAGAACGGGUUUCAGAAUCAACCGGUGCAGAAUGGCUUUCCGAAUCAACCGGUUCAGAAUCAACAGCCUAACUUCCAGAACCAACCACAACAGAACUUCCCCAAUCAGCUGCAGCAAAACAACUUCCAGAAUCAGCAACCGGUCGCACAGAACCAACAGUUUAACCAGGUUCCCAAUGGUCAGUUCCAGAAUGGAAGUAGACCUCCCCAGCUAAACACCAACUACGGAACUCCAGGCUUUAACAGUCCGCAACCGAACGGAGGCUUUCAACCGAUAAUAGCCAACAACUACCAAGGAAGCGGGAGUAGUUUCCAUCCGGUGACGAACACAUUCCAGGUUGGCAACAACCAAAACAAUCACAUCAACAACGUUCAACCGCAACCCCAGAAUCACUUGGUACCCUCAACGUUGCAGCAGCAGAUCGUUGGAUCCCAGCAGGAUCCUCGAAUACUGAAACCUUCCCAACCCGUGCAGCAGAACUCGAACCAGUUCCGAGAUCCGGAACCCACGACACCACCCCCAAACGGAGGUCCAAACGUCUACCGUGACCCAGAGUUCGACUUUCAUCCCUGCAACAAUGUGCCAUGGGUUCCGAUUGCUCCACCACCGGAUCAGUUUCCCCCAGUAACGCAGGUACCACCGAACGUAAUACCGCGUAACACGGUGCAGCCACCGAUCAAGCUUGAGGUGCGACCCAAGGGUCACGUCCAUUCGGUGUCUCCCUAUCCUCCGGGAGCUGCUUCGAACCCCGAACCGUCAAUCAUAACGGCGGCACCGCCAGUGCAAAAUCAACAGUUGAUUCAGUUACAGCUGCAGCAACAGCAACAGCAGCUGCAGAAUCUCCAGCUGCAACAGUUACAGUUCCAGCAGCAGCAACUCCAGCAACAGCUCGCCCAGCUAAAGGUCAGUACACCAACCCCACAACCAUCCCAUCCGCCUCCGGUCCAGUCAGCAGCCCCGACAAUAGCUCACUUUGUUACCCGUAAACCUGACCCACCCAACACGGCAGCCCCGAUUACCUUCCGCCAAGUAUCAGCCUCGUACUUUACCAACAAAGACUACAACCCACCGGCCAAGAUCCUUCCGAUUCAGAACGAGGGCAGUCCAAACGCCCCAAUCUCCCUUCCGAACCUCAGUGCCACUCCGGUUCCACCGCUAUACACUGCAACCUCCUUCCACACCGAUCCAUACAAGUUCUACCGACCGUACAAACCACGAGAUAACCUGGCGGAACUCGGCUACGGCUAUCCGCAAUCCCUCAAACCCAUGUCCGACAGCUACACCCGUUACAAUUCCCCCGGCGGGAACUCCCGUUCCAACAAUUCAAUCUUCGACGUUGAACAGGUUGCCUCGUCGUCCUCGCAAGUCUACACCACGGUAGCGUACUCCAACGAGGACUCCAAGCCGGCCGCGUCCGAGCUACGGAACGUCACCCUGAACCAGUCCAAUCAACUGCUCGGCAAUGCCGGCAGCGAUGAGGACUACGCAUCCGAAGAGGAACCGGAAGAGGAUGAAGAUGACGACCGUGGAAUAUCCGGCGUUACGGUCACGUUCCCGGUGGAGGUAACUAGUGUCGUUCCGAAAACGCGUUACUAUUCUUCUAGAACGACUACGAGCACCACGACGGAAAAGCCGCCCACAACAUUUCAAUCUUCACUACCUCCGCCAACAGAUCCCUACGACGAUAACGACGGAACAGAGCUAGGUAAUGGGGUACAGAUUAUCUACUCCGCUAGCUUGCAAACGAACGCCCCACCGAUUAGACCAUACGGCAGAAGAAAUCCGGAUGACCCGCAUCUGAUCCAUCCGGAAGUUAACCCACCCAUCAGUCACUUCAACAAUCUGCUCAGCGAAGAGGAAGACUCCGUUGCGAGAGAGACGGUCCCGAUCGCCGUUUCUACUCGUGCUCCUCCUACGCGACCCGUUUCGUACCUGACCACGUUCAAAGUAGGAACACACUAUCCUACAACCUUCCAGCGGUACGCCACCGAAGAACCCGUCGCAGAGCAUACGACCCCUAUUCCAAUUACGGUAACGACGGCUGCUCCCACGACGGUAUUGCGAUCUUCCUCGAUGACCGCCGCCAUCGGUGGCUACAAGAACUUUGCUCCCUCUACCAAGAAACCCAAACAGAUCCAGAUCAUCAUUCCGUACAGUACCUACAAGAAACCGGAACCAUUCCGACCGAAAGACGCCGAAGAGAUCGAUCACUCCCCGGAGGAGUCCAACCAGGUGAUCUCAACGAGCGUAUCCACAACCACGCUUCCUCCACCAAAGUCACGCUUCGUAACACGCGAAUCGAUGAAAUACUUCCACUCUACCUCCAACAUCAAGGACAUCCUACGGAAGGAAACCACCCGACCGUUCUCGCGCCCACCAACGGCGAUCCCGGAAAAGCCGACCAAGAUGAAGAAGGUCGAGCCGGUGAAGGUUUCCAAGGACAGCAAACCAUUCACGCUGCGAAUCCCCAAAAUGACCCCAAUGCCACCGGUGUUCAACCUCAGCGGCUUGACAGCGGAUCACCGACUCGAGGUGCAAACCACCACGCAACCUCCACGGACGUUCCGUCCAACGAUCGUCAUGGUACACCCCUCCCGCUUCGCUCCGCACUACAUCAACAUCACCCGGGUACGACCGUACCCUACCACAAGCCACACUCACGGUCCAAAAACCACGAUCGCGCAACUCCUACGAACCACCAAAAUCUUCACCAAAUCCCCGAACGCCUACGAUGAACCGGAAUACAUCUCACGGCCCCUCCCCCCAAUCAUCUACCGGCGAACAACCUUCCCAACAACCACGACCACAACAACCACCACAACCGAAAGGCCGGAAACCACCCCAGUCCCGAUCUACGAGCGCAACGAGUGGGACAUCGACCCGCUGCUGCUGCAGCGUCGCAUCGACACCUGGACGGAGCAGCAGUUCGCCAGCGACGACUACAUCCGCAAGUCCAGCACGAUUCCGCUGCACCGCGUCACGAAAGCCAUCCCGCUGGAGUUCCUCACGACGACGAUGCUGCCGGCGUUGCGCAGCCGUGGGCGGGACAGCUGGCGCAACGUCAAGAUCGCCAUCUCGCCGCACACCAAGGAAAAGGUGUACGUGGUGACGCCGCAGCCCUGGCAGGCGUCGCAGGCGGUGCACAAGCGCGAGUUCCGGCCGGCGAUAGCGGUGUCGACGGCGACGGUCGCAGCCGGGCGGUUCUCGAUCCGGCCGACGCCGCUGUACCAGCUGCGGGGGGGCACCCGGCAGCCGACGGUGGAUGUUUCACCGGAAUCAGUGAACGAUCUGGUGGAACACAAGUCGCGGCACCGGGUGGCCAGCGGGAACCACGCCGGCGGCAGCGGCUUCACGACGGUUCCGCUGAGCGCGGUGACCAAGCUGAAGCAGCGCAAGUACGUCCGGAAGAAAACCUUCAACAGCAUCCCCCUGCACAGGUCCUCGUCCAGCAGCAGCAGUGAUGAGUCGGUGUGACACUUCCCCCUUAACAAAGUUUCCCGUUUCCCCUUAAGUUGAGUGAAAUCAGGAGCAAUCCGAGCAGCCAAAGCCACGAGCGAAUAGCGAAUGAUGUAGUUUAAAGGAAAAAAAAAACUAGGGAUAUUGCUAGGGCUAGCAGCUAGGUCAUUACCCGUAAUAGGCUACAAUUAGGAGUCAAAUUAUGGUUUUAAUUAGGAGAAGACCGUCGGGUCACAGAGGAAAAGAUGGGAAACUUGAAGUUUGCAGAAAAAAAUGUUAGUUCUCGGAAUGACCGCUGCAUUCCAAGUGGCGCUUUUCCUUCGAACUGUCAAAAUAUCAGCGCCAUUAAGAGUUCGGUGGUGAUUCCGAGAACUAACAUUGAUUUCGGUUUCAAAACGACAAAAUUUUCGUCUUUUUCUCUGUGGCCAGAAAAACGGCGGAAGAUUUGGCUCUCUUUUCUGCGGAGACCAACGCGUUUACGGCGGGGGGUGUGGCACGAUGUGAAUCGUGAAUCUUGCGGUUUUAUGGGUCGAUGAAAAUGAUGCAAUAUAAUAAACAAACAAGUAUUAGCCGUGUAGCAAGCGAAUGAGCCCGGAUAUGGCCCCCGGCUGGAAGGUAAAUUAGUUUGUGUAUUUAUUUUAAUUGUAAAAAUGACUCGCGGUUUAAGGUAAGGGAGGAGCAGGAUAAAGGGAAAAGGUAAGGUGUGGUGGAUGAAUGAAAUUUUUUGAGAGAAAAAUUUA
Culex pipiens pallens (northern house mosquito) is the source of this 9126-nucleotide messenger RNA. RefSeq names its product ataxin-2 homolog. The record is from RefSeq and is a predicted model, not a curated record. Lineage: Eukaryota; Metazoa; Arthropoda; Insecta; Diptera; Culicidae. Bases 4496 to 8404 code for a protein of 1302 amino acids. The transcript has 3 exons.